This is a messenger RNA of Gryllus bimaculatus (two-spotted cricket), 10962 nucleotides long. Lineage: Eukaryota; Metazoa; Arthropoda; Insecta; Orthoptera; Gryllidae. The record is from the annotation of a GenBank genome assembly.
AUGUAUUCAGCCACGGCUUGGCGACGUUCAUGCAAAUCGAUUUUCAUCAUGACUGCAGUGGAAUGUGACUCCUUUCAAAAAUCUUCACAACUGGAGCCGUGCGAUUACGCUGUCAAAUUGGCAGGACUGGCAUACCUUCGAGCGAAGAAACGCAAAGAUGUAUCGUUCGUUAUUCACAUAAUCACAAGAGAAACGGAAGUCAAGAACUUUGUCGUAAUGCACUUACACUGGCUGUACAAGGAACACAUUCGCCAAAUGACUUAUCUGGUGGCAUUAAUAGAUUCAGAAGACCAGAUACAACGGAGCGAAGGCUCUUCUGGAGGGGGAAAUCAAAAAUGUCUUCAAGAUUAUGGCGUAAUUUUUAAAGAAAUUGUUGAAGAUUUGAAGGUAAAACAGGUGAAAAUCGGCGACCGUUUAAUUUUAACAAAGAAAGAUGAUUUCAGCGUGGUACUCUUCUGCGGUCAAGCUGAGGUUACUGAGCUGGAUUCCAUCGUUCAGCAUGCUUUCAGGAUGGUGAAUAAGGACCCAUUUCCCAAGCCUGAAAUAUUUUUAUUUGUAUAUUUUGAGACGGUAAAAGAAAUGUGCCAGCAAGAGUUUGGAUUGAUGGAUAAUGCAAAACUUAUAGAACAAGUAGUAGCAAAUUCAAUUUUAAAGGACUUCAGAUUUCGUAGUAUAGAUUUCUGGAGUAAUUAUUAUGAAGAACUAGAAAGUCGUCUAAACAGAAUAGCUAUAAUGUAUAUAAUAAUUCCUGGCGUACGUCCUGAUUUAAGAUGUUGCAAAGUUAUAAACGCCAUGUACUCACUUUACGGUUUAAAGUUCGUAGUUUUGACUGAAGAACAUAUAGCGACCUAUCCGAUGUCGUGGCUUUCACUGGUAUUCGCGGACUUCUGUGAGGCCUUAGUAAUGAACGUAGACAAUAUUGCCCACCCAGAAUCCUUCCUGGAGCAGAUAGGAACUUCCAAACUGAAGAACAUUGUAGCGGUGUCUAGUGCAGAAAACCCUCGGCUGCGACGAGCCCUCCUGUCUCUCGGUCGCACCUACAAGCAGUGGACUGACGUAUGGUCGCUGGAAGACGUGGACGACCUUAUCCAGGAGCUGCUGAUGUUCGUGGAGAUUUCCUUUCAAGGACGCGUGGUGACUUUGAGUCAGCUGGAGACGACGUGGCCUUGGGUGCGAGCGAGCGUGUCUCCUCCGAUGCUAGACCGGCUGGUGACGCAGGAGACGGUGACGAUCGGGGUAGAGCCGCCCCCGCACGAAAUUGCAGGUGUACGAGAUCGCCGAACGUUUCGCCACAAAACCAUCCUGAAGCCCGAAGUGCUCCAAAUGGACAGCGAAAAAGACGUAAUAAUGAUCACAGGGGUUCCGAAGAAAACUUUCAAUCAGUUUUUUAAUCCUUCAAAACAGGCAGAGCAAGAAAGUGAUUGGAUGAUUGCCGAAUCUUCGUUACCAACUAGACCACGUUUCACGCGGAAAGAGGAUUCUGCAACUACAUCCAACAGCAAGGCCAUCGCUGCGGUAUAUGUCUCCAAAGGAGUGGAUAUUGGCUACGACAAGCGAUACAACGGUGAAAGAGAAUUUUUGAAACCACCCGCUCCAAAAAUGUACAAAAAUGUUUUCGUGGUUUCGUACGCUGAGACGAUGGCUUUGACCACAUUUGGAUCUGCUUAUGUAAAAUUCAAAGGUCUGCAAGACGACAAUCCGGAUAAAAAUGUUCACUGGAUCUCGUACGAGUCUGGCCACUUGGUGUGGAUAAAAACACACGGAUCGGAAGAAAACCUCGUGAAAUACAUUGAUAGAUUAGGAAGUGAAUGUAGCGAAAUGCCGGUAUGUGUUCAUAAUGAUGACAACAAUCACUUCUCCGUGUGGAAGACAAAAAUUAUUCAAGUCGUUGGGGAUUCUGGAAUGGGCAAAACAACAUUGCUCAAGAAAACGUACUAUUCGCUUUUUAAUGAACUGACGUUACACUGGGUCAUAUACGUAAAUUUUUCCGAUCAAAAGCAAUGGUUGGAACAAAUAUCUGCUGAUGAAAUUACAAUUUGUGAAGUUGUCGAAUUCUUGUUGAUGGUGGCAAAAUGCGACUCGUCGAAGUUCAUAUCAUUUAGCCGCGAUUUCCUUUUCCAUAGCAUUGAGAAAUCUGGAAAAUGCGUCUUGUUUUUUGAUGGUCUGGAAAGACUUGAGAAAAAGACGAAAGAAGCGGCUAUUUGCCUAAUGAAAAAGGUUUCUGAAACCAAAGUUGAACAAAUGUGGGUGGGCACUACAGGACGUGAUAGUAUUCGUAUCAAAGAAGUGCUAAAAGCUCCACCAAUUGAAUUGAUGUAUGUUCAAGAAAAGGACCAAAUGAAUUACAUUCGUUUUUACUGGAAUCAAGAGAACAACUUUCCUGUAACGCACCAAAACUAUAACUCCCUCGUGAAAUUAGCCGUUGAUGUGGCUCCAAAGUUGAACGGCAUAUCUAUGCUAAGUGUACCUUUACACCUGUGUCUCUUUGCAGAGUCCGAAUUACCAGAAGACGACGAAAACGAAGCACUUUUAGAUGCAGUGUUUUUUUCCUUAAGUAUUGAAUUACCUGAUAGCUCUAUUUUCAUGUUGUACAGAAAAUACAUAAAGACACGUUUGUCUUCCCUUCAACUGAAGGGAGAACCAGCAGAUAGUGACAGUGGUUUAGGAAUAAGAGAGUUGGAAGAUAUAUUCUUCUCUGAGGAUUUCGUUCCAAAAGAAUACCCUGCUUAUAGUGAUUCUGCUAACUUGAGGGUGAAGGAGCUUGAAAAUAUCUUGCACUCUACGGCUAUCGUAAUUAAACCAGCAGAAAGUGAUACCACUGAUGUAGGGAUAAAGGAGUUGGAAGACGACAUGCAUUCAACGGCUAUUGUUCCUAAAGAACAAUCGGCAGAAACUUUAAGUAUAAAGAAGUUGGAAGACAGCAGUUCCUCCACUUCCAUUGUUUCCAGUUCACUUUCUGAUCAAACAAAAGCGCACCAGUUGGGCGACAGCAUCAUCGAGAAAGCCAAUGAGUUCGUGGACAUCGUCGCGAGGCAAAGUAACCGCAUGUUGCACGAGAGUUUCACCGAUUAUCUCGCAGCGAAUUGCUUCGCGGUGUACCACAAAAUUCUAGGGCCGAGCUAUCUGAAGGAGAAGGUUCUGCCAUCGGACAACGCCACUUUGCUGUACUUCUUCAACGCGGUGUUUUGCGUGGGGCUGCCUCUUCACGACAUCGCCUUGAGCGGAGCGGACGUCGACGUGGCAAAGCUGGUGGACAACGGCUGCCGAGUGGACGAGCUGGACCUGGGGGGCAGGGCGGCCUUGCACCUAGCUGCGCUGUACGAUCGUGCUGGAGCCGACGUGACCAUUCGCGACUCCGUAUUGGAAUGGACUCCUCUGCAGUAUGCAAGUUUCUCGAACAGUUUGGAGAUCGUGGAGCUGUUGUUGGGACGCGGUGCCGAUUCCGCCGAUCUCACCGACCUGUUGGAGCGCGCGAGGGCAGAGAACGUGGAAAUCGACGAGAAGAGGCGCGCCAUUUUGGACAGGCUCCGCGCGACGCGGCCGCUCGCGCAGCCCAAAUUCUUCGCAGUUUCCCCCCAACUCUUGGAUCCGACUCUUCUAGGACUAACGGAGGAGUUGGUCAACAACUCGAACGAUUGCUUCAACGACGCCCCGUAUAUUUGCACGCUCGACUUAUCGAAACCUCCCGUGUUGCCUUUGCCGCGAGCUGUUUACAAAGGGCUUAAGAAUCUUGCGAAAAUUUUGGUGGAAAACGGUGUCGGCGAUCCGGGUCUGUUCAGCGUGUCCGCGUUGCAUCUAGCGGCGUAUUACGGCCGCAAAGAUAUAAUGAGGAUGCUUCUGUUUCAUGGGAUGUAUUGUGACCUGUGUAAGCACGACGGCCGAACGCCGUUGCACGUCGCUUGCCAGAAAGGGGAUGUGGAGGUGGGAAAAGUGCUGCUAAAGCGAGGCGCCGCGGUGAACGCGAGAGACGUGGGCUGGCGAACUCCCACGAUGCUUGCGGCAGAGGCCGGGUCGGAUUUGAUGUUACAAGAACUGCUUCGGAAGGAUCCGGAAACCGUCCACGUUCGCGAUCAGCUGGGGCGCUCGGCGUUGUAUUACGCCGCUAAAGAGAAUCACAGUAAAUGUGUGAAAACGCUCUUGGAUGCGGGAGCGAGUGUGUACGUGACUGACAAGUUCGAGACUUCUGCUAUGCAAGCGGCAAUUGCGAGGGGGCAUUUCGAUACCGUUUGCGUGAUGUAUCCGUUCGCUGAUCCCACCGAAUUGCGUGAUAUACGCAGAAGCACUCCCUUGCAUCACGCCGUUGCUUAUGAUAAUCUGGAUAUUGUCGUGGGUUUGUUAGUAAGACGCCAUCCUGUUAAUCUAGCAGAUAGAGAUGGUGUGACACCCUUGCACAUUGCAGCAAAAAGGGCAAAUCUGAAAAUCUUUGGCAUGUUGUUAAGUCGGGGAGCUGAUCCAAACCUUACGGACUCUAAUAACUUGAACUGUUUGCAUUACGCGGCAUUAGGAGGCAAUGAAGCAAUAGUAAAGAAGUUGUUGAGAGUAAGCGCGCAAGGCGAUCUGGAAAAAAACUUAAAAAUGUGUGUUAUUAUAUCUGCAAUUUGUGGCCACGUACUAGUUUUGAAAGCUCUGCUGGAGGGCGGAGCAGUGGUGGACCCAAAAAAUCCUUCUGACUGUCAAUUGCUUAACUUAGCAAACACUUCGAAAAACCCGGAAAUGACCAGAACGUUACUUGAAAUGGGAUUAAAUCCGAACCUAUCGCAUUCAUCUUCUGAACUCCCAGCCCUUCAUUUGGCGAUUAUCGACGGCGCUGUUGAAAUUGUUGCAGUGCUAUUGGAAAACGGUGCUGACGUAAACGCCACAUUAUCGAAUGGUACGUCUCCGUUACACACUGCUGUUAAGGGUGAUAACGUGAAGCUCAUUGAAUUGUUACUGUCUCACGGCGCUAAUCCUAAUAUUUUAGACAAUAAUUUCCAAACGCCGACGUACAUAGCAGCAGAGAGAGGCAAUGUGGAAGCUCUCGAUAUAAUUCUAGCCGCACAUGGUCUCGUUGAGAAUACAAAAGAACAUCUGCUUACAGCCUUACACUUUGCUACGAAGAGAAAUAGAAUUGACGUAAUAGAUUUUCUUUUGAGCAAAGGUGCAAAUGUGAAUACUUUCGAUAAAAAUGGAUUACCUCUUCUGAACUUCGCCUGCUUAUCAAGGUCAAACUUCGACACAAUUCUGCAUCUCAUUUCUAAAGGAGCAGAUUCGACGUUUUUGGAUUCAGUCAAUAGAAAUGCACUUCACCAUGCAGCAAUGAGUGGUAAAUCCUCAGUUGUGAAGUUACUUGUAACGUUGGGUCUAGACAUUAAUUCACCUGACUCAAUGAAUUGUACUCCUUUACACAUCGCAGCUUUCAUGGGUGUCAGUUCUAGUGUAAAGAUUUUACUUGAAAAUGGUGCCGAUAUAAACCUCAGAGACAUCAGAGGCCGUGUUCCUCUAGAUGAAGCAUUCAUAGCUAAAAAGAAAGAUAUCGUAUACAUGUUUCUGAAAUUUGGAGCAAACCUUUAUUCAGUUCUCUUCAGCGAGUUGGGCAAGACGAUACGCCAAGCAUUUACGGAUUUCAGCCAUCCUAUCUUUCAGUGGAACGAAAUUAUUGAAUUUGCUUCAAAACUGCCUGAGCGAACUCUUCGUUCCAAAUAUUUAACACUAGUCUCUCCAAAGCGAUGUCUUCCUGGUUCUCGGAAAGCAAAAACAUACAAAAUCACCCAAGUGGCACAGUUGCUUCCUGAAGAGUAUUUAGGCCCAAUUGAGCAUCUCACAUACUACGUGGAUAGUGGUAAAAUCAAUCCCGCUCUGUUAAAAAACAAAAAACUACAGAACCCUCUGCUUCAUGAGAGACAGAAAACGCCAAUAAUGAAAGCUUUAGGCCCGUCUACGUGCACGUCUACAGGUUCUACGCCGAGACGAACUCCUCCAGUGAUCACUCCGAGGGCGAUUCUCGCAAAUGGUACUCCCACCAUCACUCCACCGCCGAUCUCUCCAAGGAAACUGGUGAAGGGUAUAACCCCGGAAAUCAAACCCAAACCCGCUCCACGGAAUCUCCAAAAACUGGAAGCUUCCCCAGGAAAACCUACAACGGCUUCUCAUGGCGCAUCGGGUUCACCAAAGGCCGCUGACACGUCAAUGAAAUCGACUUCGACUAGGUCUCCCUCGUUUGAUCGAGCUAUUUUAUCACCAGUGAUCGCUUCCUCGUCCAAUACGUAUGAAAAACCCUCAAAGCGAUCCAAAUCGCUCAAGAAAAAACGAGGUACGCAGACUGAGUCAUCAGAGGGUUCUUCGGCAAAGAUGCCAAUGCCAACAAGUGUAGAUGCGAAUGAGAAUGAGGUAAAGGGUGUUAAAAUGUUUUCUGUUGAAAAUUACGUGAAGUCUAAUGUUUCAAUGCUUAUGAUAAGGAAAAGCUCACCGAAAUGUAGAGAACAGGUAAAGGAUUCUAAUGAAUCUGUUACAAGAUCAGAGAUGACGUGUAAAGAUGCAACAAAGCUGAAACCAUCUAAAAUUGCCAAUGGAAUUGACAAAGAAACGUCAAGUGCUUCAAAGGGCGAUACAAAAAAGGACUCGCAGAAUUCAACUUCAAAAGCAUUUCAAGGAAAGACUGUGAAAGUAUCACCUGCAGUAAUGUCAAAAUCUUCGCUUGCGAAAAUCUGUUCGGAUCAAUCAGCGAAAAAUGUGUUGGAAGUUUCUAAAGAUAUAUCAAAGGAUUCUAUGACAUUAACGUUGAGUGAGUCAACUAUGAAAUCAACUUUGGGCGAGUCUUCCGGGCUCGAGCAAGCUAUUUAUCCAUCAGUAACCGCUCCCUCACCCAACACGUCGCAAAAACUCUCAAAGCAAUCCAAGUCGCACAAAAAGAAACGAGGUGAGCAGACUGAAUCUACAUCAAUUAGUCCUUCUCAGAAGGCUUCAGUGGAAACACGGGAAGGUACAAAUGCAAGUAAGAUAAAGGGAGUUAUUUAUUUGUCAAAAUCGAGUGAAUCUAUUACAAAAUCAAAAAUGACAUCAAAAAAUGAAUCCAAGCUAAACGGUUCUAAAAUGACCGAUAGAAUACCGAUUGCCAAAGGAACCUCAAAUAAUUUAAAGGAAGUUACAGAAAUGAACGAAUUGUAUUCACCUUCAAGAGCAUACCAAGAUAAUGUUGAGAAUAUAACACAUGGAAUGACGCCGCAAUCUUCACAUGCGAUUGUCGGUUCAAAGACGGGAAAAAAUAUUUUGCAAGAUUCUGAAACACGUAUUGGCAUGGCAGAAUCAUUUAAAAUCGCACCAACAAUGUUGCCUGAUGAUGUAUUGCAUGAAUUACAAACCAAAUGUGCAGAAAAAUUUGCCUCUCUCGAAGUAUCCGAUGAUUAUAUGCCAGAAGCUUCGCAGAUGUCAUCGAGGGAAAUGGCGGAGAUUAUAACAAAUUAUUAUAAGGAGGGCCCUUCGCCAGAAAAACAAUCUUCACCAAAAACUCCAACCAAGAAAAACAAGCGGAAAAACCGCAAGGCAGCAUCGUCUAAACAUGUCGCUGUGUGGGAUUCUCCUGAAAAACCGUCGAAAUCCGCCUUUGCGCAGGAUCCUAUUACUGAACCAAAUGAGACCAUGAUAAAGGACUUGGCCGAACUUACUAUGGGUGUCACGGAAUCUUCAAAUGUCCACAUGCCGAUUUUACCAUGUGCAUCUAGAAUGAAAUCGCCAAAACUCGAGGCCAAGUGGGGAAAGUCAGAAAUUACGACGUCAAGGACUACUCAUGAAUGUGAUUAUAUGACAGAACCAUUUACAAGCGUGACGGAAGUUUUUCCCGAGAAAAUCUCAGACCUAGGCGCAGAGGGAAAGUUAUCAACAAAAGCCGAGAUUGAAACAUCUGUUGUAGAAUCAACUGAAGUCACGCUCCCUGAUUUGCAAAACGAACCUCCAAAAGUUUCACCCCUGGGUAUUGAGAAUCUAACACUCCAAAAAUGUGACUCUACUUUUCAAGCAUCAAUUGAAAAUCCUCUAUACGACUCGUCAAUGGAUGAUAGAAUGGAUGUUGCGAUGACCUUAAUUGCGUUAUCCUCAUCCCAUCAAAACAUUGAUUCAAGUAAAUCUGUUGUCGCAUUGGAGACGGAUACUACAACAAUGAAGUUUCAAAAAGUAUAUCUGGAAGAUUCUAAUGAGCUUCCAUCACCAGUAACUUCUGUCGUAUGUAGGCUCAAUGAUCAUUCUAUAGACAGUAGACCCCUUAAUACGACAGAAACAUUCACAAGCGUUGCGGAAAUUUCUGUUGGAAAAUACCCUAUGACAAAUUAUAAAAAAGCGCCGCCGAAAAAUGUAGAAAUGCAGGGUCCUCAGACACAUUUAAUGAAUUUACAAACGGAAACAGAUGAUUUCAUAGAGCAGACUCCACCAAACGUAUCUAUCACUAACGUUGGGCUGGAGGAUGUGGAAUUGUCGGCCAAAGUUUGUGGUACUCCAUCUGAGAAACGGGAGAAUUCGGACUUGUUAACGCAGAAAGUAUCCAAGGAAACAUCACAGCAUGUGUUUCUGAAGGAGAUUUCUAGUUCUUCCGCCGUGAGUGAGAAUCAUACCACGAAAAGUAAACUCUUCAAAGAACUGAGUUUGGUGCAAAGAAUGACGCCACAAAUGUGGAGUAUAAUUUCGUCACAUGGGUCAGACGAAGGGGAAUCACAAGGGGCUCACGAGACUGAAACGUCAGAAGAUGCACCGAAAGGUAGCGAAGAGAGGCCUUCACAAAGAUCACACGCCAAUGGACUUCGAACAUCGUCUUCCGAAUUGAUAUCAACCUCCCAUGAGAAGACUGAAAUUCCACCCAAAACUUCUCAGCAGCCUGUUGAUCAAAUGGCCACUCCUAGAAUGCCUUCUACUUUUGUCUCGCCGUGUGAUUCUACUGCUUCAGUGCCUUCGCCAAUUGACACUUCUUUGAGGGUGCGUCGAUAUGUUUCGGAGAAGAGUCCAUCCUUUCAGAGUCAAAAAGCAUUUAACGAUUUCUCGAUGAAAUCUAAACGAGAGUCGACACAGAAGGUUGUGUCCUCAGGUGCGUCACCUAAUGCGCUCAGUGACGCACCUUUGCCCCUUCCCCAUGAGAGACAGUCGCCUUGUAGUGCGGCUAAGGGCUCUUCGAUGGAGACAGCCGAAGGGGAAGGAAGGCCUCCUGAAGAGCUCCAACCUAGAGGUUCGGCCGUAGCCCACCGCAGGAAAGAAAAUCUUGAUAAGCAGCGCAGACGAAGGUAGUUGUUCUGACUUAAAACAUGAGAUCGCGUUUUGCAACUUUAUUCACGCUCGUACAAAUAUUUUAAUCCUUUUGAAUUGAUCAUAUUUUAUUCUAAGUAAUGCUAGUUAUACAGAGUUGGUAAAUUAUGUAAACGGUGUAAUGUUCUUUUAAUUUUUAAGUUUUAUGAACUUUGCAGUUCUCAGCCUUAACUUCACGGGUGAGAAAUGUUACCAAUUAAAUAGUUUUUAAAUUUUAUAAAAUUUUGUAUUUUGUAAUAUUUGUAAGUGAAAAUUUGUAUGAACAUGAACAUAUUGUAAUGAAAGAUUACCAUUGCUACGGCUAAGACAUAUAUUUUUAAAUUUCUGGUACGUCCAAUUUUUUAUGAGGUUUGUUCGUUGAUUUGUUUUUAUUAUAAAUAUGAAUAGUAUUUUUGAAGAACAUUUAUGAAAGGUUUUAAUAUUUGUUUAAUGCCAAAAAUCAAUUGUAAUGUGAUUAAUUCAAAAUUCAGUAAUUCACAACUAAGUAUUGUAAAUACAAAGAUUUGUGUACUUCUCGAUAUGGAAUAAACAGAAUAUUUUGUUACAUCAAAUACCUGCUUGUAUCAAUUAUUUGUAAUUUCAAGGACAACAAAAAAUUGUGGUUAAAUAUAAUGCAAAUUAAUGAACAAAACCAUUCACACAUUUAGAAAGUUUAUUCAUCAGUAGUAUUGUAGUAUUUGUGUGUAUCUUUUAUAUUUUUAUUUCAUAUACUGUUAAAGAAAUGAAAUAGGACUGUCAAUGGUCAGUAUUAUCUAUAGAUACUAUAUUCAAUUUUUUAAUUUUAGAUAAAUUUGUAUUUUGAAUUUUUUAAUAUACAUUUUUAAUAUGUAUGACAUUAAAAACACUUUAUGUAAUCUUAAUAAUUGAUAUAAAAGAUCUGAAACGUAUAAAGCUUGAACAAUUUGUAUGAAGUCUUUUAUUGAAAGAGGACAGAUAACCACAUACAGUUUUUUAAAAUUUGGAUGUGUGUUUUACCAUGACAUUUAGUUUGAUGAUGAGAAGGUUGUUCAUGUGCCAGUUGAUGCAUAAACAAAAUUGUAAUUGGCUUACUACAAAAUGAUUUUAAACUUGUGAAGAAUGCUUAGCCAAAUAUAUAAGUUUCAAUUUCCUUUUCCAUUCAUUUUUAUGAUAAGCCUAUAACUACAUUUAUAAUAUGUUUUAUUGGAAUAUUCCUUAGUUACUAAAAAUAAGACGGGAAAUUAAAUCCUUAAAUAUGUGAAAUGUGCUCAUUUUUCCUAUAUUACCCUUGAUUUCAAUUUGUAUUUGUUCAAUGAUAAUCUCUUUUUGUUUGAAAAAUAGAUUGUUACUUCAAAAUUUACUUAAUUUUAACAUUGGAUAUUGAUUAGAUUCAAAUGACUCUAUGUAUUCUUCUAUAUUAACAAAAUUACUCUUAAUUUACUUUUAAAGUAUAGGUUGUUUCAGCAUUUGUACUAGUAACUUAAAUAUAUUGAAAUGCCAGUAAACUGUCAAAAUUGAAAGAGAAUUUCUAUACUUAAAUAGUUGUGCUCAAUUUUCAAAGAAUAUUUCAAUAUAAAAAAUUCUACUUUUUGAAAAAAAAAUUGUACAGAGUUAAUGUGAACCCUUUUGAACAAAAAAAGUUUCCUUUCAUUAUUGAUUCAGUAUUUUAGGAUAUUUGCUACUUGUUUAUUGGACUAUUUGUAAAAAAUGUUUUCUUGAAAGAGUAGUGUUUAAAAUUAUUUU